This is a messenger RNA of Drosophila kikkawai, 15785 nucleotides long. It is a transcript of the gene Dhc98D, whose product is annotated as Dynein heavy chain at 89D. The record is from RefSeq and is a predicted model, not a curated record. Gene Ontology annotation, cellular component: 9+2 motile cilium; dynein complex. Gene Ontology annotation, biological process: cilium movement involved in cell motility. Gene Ontology annotation, molecular function: minus-end-directed microtubule motor activity; ATP binding; ATP hydrolysis activity. NCBI's taxonomy places the organism in Eukaryota, Metazoa, Arthropoda, Insecta, Diptera, Drosophilidae.
AUCUUUCAUCAAACGUUGUUAACAAAUUGUGUAUCCGUGUGCGUGUGUGUGGUUGUAAACGUGUGGUUCCGUGAGCCAAAAGCAUCAUUUCGAGGCAUUCAUAUUUGCUCAUAGACGGGCUGCCUGCCAGUUGGCACGGCCACCGUGCCCGCCCCCGCCUCCGAAUCGUCGCAGUUGCAGCCGCAGCUGUUGUCCUGGGAUACACAAAAGGAUUUUCAGACGCCCAGAAGUAAACACGAGCGGCGAAACGAAAGCAACUGCACAGCGGCAGCUGAAAUUGAUUGAAAGAACAACAAAAACGGAAAGGUGGUUGCGCAUCCGCCGGGUUGGCUGCCAGGCGAACUAAGAAAUACAACGAAAUCAAGGUAAACGUUUGAUGUGCAGGAGGCGGCCAGCAAACAAGCAAAGAGAGCAAGCAAAGGAGCCGCAACCAGGAACAGAAACAGAACCCGCCAACCACGCACAAACCACUUACACAAGGACCUAUUCAAAUAAGCCACGACCAACUCUCUUCCGGCCAGAAAAUGUCGCUCGAUGCCACCUCCGCUUCGGGAAGCACGGCACACGUCUCGACAACCUCCAUAAGCAACGAUGAGCCCCGCGUCGUCUGGUUGAAGACCAUCAUUGCCAAUCAGCUGGGCGUCUUUGAUCCCAUCUAUGUGAACACCCUGAUACGACAGAAUAUGCCCUCCGUAGAAGACUUCUUCCAGCGUCGCUACGAGUCACAGAUCAACCUGCCUUACGUGGUCAUGUUCUUUUGGCGCACCUUCUAUGACAAGCUUAUAGAGGAGGAAAUCACAGUGCUGGAAGAGGUGCCCCGGCCAUCAAAGACCUUAUUGCCCGAGAAGAAGGGCAAGGGCAAGAAGAAGGGCGAUGGCGGCCGGAUGGCAGGUGGCAAGUCUACCGGCAAGGCGGCUGGAGCAGCAGCAGCAGGAAAAGGACGCAAGAAGGGUGGCCAGGAUGCGACCAACGAGAAUGAGGCAGCUGCCCCAGCGAGUGGCGAUCAAGAGCACAACGAGGAAGCCACAUAUACAGGCGGCGAGACCACAGAUGCCGAGGUGGAGGGCGAGAUGGAAGGCGAGGAGGAGGCCACCGUUGCUGGCAGUGCCAAGAGCUCAGCUCGAUCAAGACGAGGCCGCAAGAAGAAGAAGGCGCCCAGCUAUGUGCCGGUCUACGUGGAGGUGAAGAAACUUGUACCUGCGUAUGUGAAGACGCCACAACUGCACUGCCACUUUGGGGAAAUGCAGUCCGAGGACCUCGACCCAAAAAUAAAAUACGUCUACAUAACAAGGAAGGAAAGAAGGGAGAUUCCGUGGUUCGAUGAUGUACAGAGAUGCUUUGCGGAAAUGCCGCUGUACUUCCUGAUUGGCACUGUGCGAGGGUCACUUAUCAACUCACUGCGCGACGACUUAAACCUGGUUUACAGCAAAGCCAUUCAAUAUCAAUUUCGCGAACCGGCCACAGCGGACAGCCAGCAAAUGGACAGUUAUGAGGGGCAAACUGGUGGCAGCGGCGGCGGAGCGGGCGAUGCCGGCGAGGAUAUAUCCAGCGAGGCCAAGGAAUCGGGACCGGGUCUAUUGGAGCUAUCCAAACCAUCGGAAUUUCGUUUGAGAGCGCUUAAAGAACAAAAGAAGAAGAAGGAGAUGGAGGCGGCGGCCAAAAAGGCGAAGGCCAAGAAGCCGGAGGCACAGCCCGAGGAGGAAGAGGAAUCCCAGGGAGAUGCUGUGAUUGCGGCCCACUUGUCGUCCUCCGAAGAAGAAGUCGUAGUCAAGGCCGAGAAGCUGACCAUCGCCCAGCGCUGGGAGAAGAUGCUCAGCGAGACAAAGGCCAAGGUGGAGGCCGAGCAUGCCGCCGAGGAGGCCACACCGCCGCGCAUUACGCCCAUCCAGAGGCGGAUACUCCAGGAGAUCGAGGACUUCCAGAGCGAAAUCACGUGGACCAUCAACCACAUCGUCUGGGCAUUCAGUCUGCCCUCGUCCUACAUACUGCCAGGUCAGGAGGAGACCGAGUUCGAGGACGCCAUCAUCCGGGUGCCCGUGGACCCGAAGAGGAUGGAUCUGGUGAUAACGUACACCCAGCAACAGCUGGAGGAGGUGGUCGACGGCUGGAUUAAGUACCUCAAGAAGACCAUGAAGGCCCUGACUGACGCCAAGCUGGACGACUUUACGCCGAUGGCCGAGUACCGCUAUUGGCACAAGAUGGAGGUGGAGCUCUACGGAACGCUGGAGCAGCUGAAGACGGAGUUUGUGCUGGCCGUGCUGCAGCGUUUGGAGGACGACAAGUCACCGGUUUUGGUCGAGUGGCAAAAAAUUCUCGAGACAACAGAGGCCAGGUUCAAGUUGGCCAAGGAGAACUCCGAUUAUCUGGGCACCAUUACGGAUUAUCUGGAGAAAGUGCGCAGCUAUGAGAGCUUCAAAAUGGUGGUGCUGCAGAUACCCAAUAUCAUGGUGGGUCUGCGGCACAUCUGGACCAUGUCCAGCCACUUUUGCCGCGAUCCCGAGAUGCAGGUCCUGCUCUGCCAGAUCUCCAAUGUCUUUGUCCAGAAGGUGAAGGGCAUCAUCAACUUUGAGAAUAUUUUUAAAUACUCCGCCACAUACACCCACGAAACGGCCACCAACUGCGCCAACCUGCUGCGCUGCUGGAAGCAGGCCUACAAGCUGAGUCGCCAGCACAUCGAGGACUCGGGGGCUGGCUCCCGCUGGGAAUUCGACAGCGUGGCCCUCUUCAACGAGGUGAAUCACAUCCACCGCGUGGCCGUGGACAUUGCCUAUGUGGGAAGAGUGUUUGUCCAGUAUGAGAAUCUCUUUGGGCACCGGCUGAAGGCCUGCAUUGGGGACCCCUCGAUAGUGGACAAUCUGAUGCGCAAGGUAUACCGCAUGCUGGACGAUCUGAUCAAGAGCGUGGACUAUGACAUGUUCAGGCCGGGGAACUGGGAGAACUGGGAGUACUCGCUGGAGCAGUUCAACAAGCGGCUGGAGAGCGUGGAGAAUGAGGCCAAGAACGUGAUUGACCAGAGCAUCAACUCGUUGCUGUCCUCGGAGAAGGGUCUGGACCUAGUCAUCAAUGCCAUGAACAUCGAUACUAGGCAGGCUCUGCAGGAGUUUGUGGCCACAAAGCAUGAGAAUCUCCUGCGCUUCUUUGUGACUGAGAUUAAUACCGUUGACCGGGUUUUUACGAAACUGAAAAAGAGCCCGCCCAUGGCCAAGCACCAGCCGGCCAAGAUUAGUGCCAUAUUUUGGACACGCUUGCUGGGCAAGAAGCUUAAGACCUCCGUGCUGGCAUUCAAGCGGGUGGAGGAUGAGCCGGCCAUUGCCAACAGCUUCCUGAAACGCACCUCCUUCAAGCAGUACUUCGAGCUGAUGACCACUAUGUUCCAGUUCGAGAAGGUUCUCUUCGAUAACUUUAUACAGAAUGCCACCUACAUGGUGAACACAGCGAACCGCUCCAACAUCCUCAGCAUUGGCAUAUGCAAGGAGGCCACAAUGAACUACAUUUCCGAGUCCAUCCAAACCUUAAAAGCCAAGCCACGGGAAACUAUGAGCGGCGGUGAUGAGCCUCGCAAGGCACCAAGCCUGAGAUCCGAAGGCUCCGAAGGCUUUAGUGUCUUUAGCUCUAUAGAGUCGGCCAGUCAGUCCGGAUCCUCGUCAGAAGACGAUGCCCUGCUGGUGGGCGACACCUCCCAGAAGAAGCUGAUGUGCCGCAUCAACAAGCUCACCGUGCUGGUGGCCAUGAUCAUGUGGAUGGUGAGCAACACCCGGAAGGCCAAUAGGCAGCUUCAGGAGUGCAUCAACUUUAUAAAGUUUGUCAAGGACAAGAGACCCAAGGAUGUCACUGCCUUUGAUAAGCACUGCGUUAGGAGCUGCGAAUUGCUCCAACGAGCCGAGUCCCAGUACCUGUUGCCCAUUUGGCGCGAGCUGGUUGGCGACAAGACCCUUAUCGAGUUCGACAUGGACUUCAGGGUGAACCUUAAGCGGGAGGUGUUCGACACCCUGUUUGAGGCCCAGCAGUUCGAGCACCUGGGCUUCACGCUGCCCGCGGUGCUGCGCACGGCGAUCAUGAAGAAGGAGCUGCUCUUUAAGGACUACGAGCGAAUGACCCAAGUGAUCGAUCGGUACAAGGCGAUCAUCAAUAACCUGUCCAUUUCCGAGGUGAUCUUUCUGCGCGGCCACAUCUACGACACGGAACUCUUCAUCCAAAUGGGUGUGGGUCGGUACACCUGGACGUCCUUUAACAUUGGCAAGUUCUGCGAUCAAAUCAACUCUCAGCUGCGCAAGCUCACGUCCAUAGUGUCCCAAAUCAACUUCAUUCGCCUCGAUCUGCGGUCGCGCAUCGAUAUGAUCAAGAGCUUCAACCUGUUUAAUUUGGAUGAGGAAAUGGUGGUGGACAGCGGCGAACCGCGCGCCUCACCAUCGGAGAGCAUUCAAGACCGAAAAUCCAUGCAGAGAUUUAAAUCGGCGACUGGCGAGAGUGUGACGGUUUUUACCGUGGAAAAAGAGGCCCAGGCCGAGGAAAAGGGGGAACAUUCAUGCGGCCAAAAGGUGUAUCCCUGCCAGGACUACUUUGAGAUCCUGGAGGCUUCGCGGAAUCGCAAGGCGGCGCAGAUGAAGAAGCUGUACGACUCCCUGGGUCCGGUGCUGAUCAAGCUGGAGAGUCUGGUGCUGGGCACAUUUUCGGGCCGAUCGGACCGCAUGAAAACCUACUACGAGUACUGGGAAGAGGAGACCUUCAAGUGCAUUGUCGACAUGACCUAUGCCAAUCUAAAGUGUUAUAUUGGCCGCCUCCUCUCGGAUCAACCCAUGUUCGAGGUGAAUGCGGCUUUGCUGAUGUCGGAGAUUGUCCUAGAGCCAUCGGUGCAGGAGCUGCAGCACACUAUUGUGAGCGCCUGCAAGGAUUAUAUAUCGCGCUUGAGGAUCUUUACGCGCUGGAUGACCAGCACUUGCAUAGCCGUUCCUCCGGUGGAAAUGGGCAAGCAGUUCAAGUACAACUACACCUACUACGAGGACGUUAUCCAAAUAAAGUCCAUUGUGGAGCUGGUUAUAAAUAUCCACGAAUUGGCCAUACGAAUCGCCGGUGAGGCCAAGGGCUUUGUAUCCCAAUUCCGCAAGUACUUCAAUCUGUGGGCGUACGAGAAGAGCUUCAUAUGCCAAAAGUUUGUGGAGAAACAGGUGACGCUCAUGGAAAUCGAUGAGAAAUUUACAUUUUACUCGUCCAUCGUGGAAACCCUGGACACCCUGCCCAAGUACCAGGACGUCAAGUGUGUGCGCAUAAAUUUGCAGCCAUUGCUGGAUAGCAUAACGCAACAUGCCAAGGACUGGUGCACCACGCUGGGCGAGGAGCUGCUGCGCCAUGUCAACGACAACAUGAGGGCAAUGCGUAACGAAAUCAAAACCCUUAGCCUGAAUCUCAACAAGACCACACGUGAGCUGGAGGACUUCAAGCUGGUCAUGCAAACCAUUGCCACAGUGCAGUCGACGACGCUGACCAACGAGCAGAAGAUACACGAAAUGCAGGAGACAUUCACCAUUCUGAGCGAGCAUACGAUAUUGUUCCCCUACGAGGAUUUGCUGAUGGCCCACCACCUGGAGAAGCGUUGGAAGCGGCUGUUCCUGUCGGCCCUGUACCGCUCGGAGAAGCUGCAACCAAUUAAGCAAAAAUUCGCCGACAUGACUUCCGUUGAAAUCGAUGAAUUCUGCGAUGAUCUGGGAGACUUUAUCAAGGAUUAUGAUGAAAACGGCCCAGGAUCCGUGGGUCCUGAGCUGGAGCGCGGCGUGCGGCUAAUGGAUCCAUAUGGUCAGAAAAUAGCCGAGCGGGAGGCUCGUCGGGAGGAGCUGGCCAAUGCGGAGCGACUCUUCGACAUGCCCAUGGUGGACUACCAUGAGUUUUCGCGAGUGCAAACCGAGUAUGAGGGUCUAGAGCAGCUGUACAAACUGUACAAGGCACAGAAGUUCGCUCGCGAGGGCUGGGGCAAGACCCUGUGGGCCGACCUGGAUCCCAACGUGCUGACCGAGGGCGUUGAGAGCUAUCUGAAGGAGUUCCGGAAAUUGACCAAGCCGGUGCGCACCCUUCCAGUUGGCGGGCAGCUGGAGAUUCACAUGAAGCAGUUCAAGGGCACCGUGCCCCUGAUGGUGAGCCUCAAGAACGAGGCCCUUAGGGAGCGCCAUUGGCUGCAGUUGAUGGAGAAGACCGGCCAGUAUUUCGACAUGUCACCGGCUCGCUUUACGCUGGAGAACAUGUUCGCCAUGCAGCUGCACAAGUACCAGGACAUUGCCGAGCAGAUCCUCACCAAUGCCAUCAAGGAGCUGCAGAUCGAGCGCGGUGUUCAGGCUGUGGUGGAGACCUGGGCGAACAUGUCCUUCAAGACGUUUAAGCACUACAAGGGCGCUGAAGAUCGCGGCUGGGUGCUGGGGCCGGUGGAUGAGAUCAUGCAGAUACUGGAGGAUAAUGCCAUGAAUCUGCAGUCAAUGGGAGCAAGUCAGUUCAUUGGUCCCUUCCUGGAGACUGUAAACAAAUGGGAGCGCACCUUGGCCCUCAUCUCGGAGAUCAUUGACGAGUGGCUGCUGGUCCAGCGCAAGUGGCUCUACCUGGAGGGGAUUUUCAUAGGCGGCGAUAUACGCACCCAGCUGCCGGAGGAGGCGCGGAAAUUUGAUGACAUUGACAAGGCAUAUCGCAGGAUCAUGGUCGAUUGUGCCAAAAAUCCGUUAGUGGUGCCAUUCUGCUCAGUUCCCGGCCGCUUACCGGAAAUACAAGGUCUGGGCAUUGGCUUGGAAAAAUGUCAGAAGUCGUUAAACGAAUAUUUGGACUCGAAACGCCGCAUUUUUCCGCGUUUCUAUUUCAUAUCCACCGAUGAGCUGCUCUCCAUCCUGGGCAGCAGCGAGCCAUCUGCAGUGCAGAACCACAUCAUUAAGAUGUACGACAAUAUCAAGUCGCUGCGCCUGGUCAAGGAGGGCAGCCAGACGAUUGUUACCGCCAUGAUUUCCAGCGAGGGCGAGGUCAUGGAGUUCCGGCGAAGCGCCCGGGCGGCGGGUCGCGUGGAGUACUGGAUGAACGAUGUGCUGGACGAAAUGCGUCGCUCCAACCGCUUCAUAAACAAGACGGCCAUCUACGACUUUGGCACAGAUCUGCAAAUUGCAAGGCCCGACUGGCUAAUGAACUACCAGGGCAUGGUGGGCCUGGCGGCCAGUCAAGUCUGGUGGACCGCCGAGGUGGAGGAGGCCUUUGACCAGGCCCAGAACCAUGGCAACAUGCGAGCCAUGAAGGAUUUUCUGGCCAAGAGCAACUACCAGAUUGAAGAGUUGGUCUUGAAGGUGCGCUCCAAUUUGUCGAGGAAUGAUCGACUCAAGUUCAAGGCCCAGUGCACCGUGGAUGUCCAUGCCAGGGACAUCAUCGACAACUUUGUGCGCGACAAUGUCCUGGACGCCGCCGAGUUCAGCUGGGAGAGCCAGCUGCGCUUUUACUGGGUCAAGUUCUAUGACAACCUGCACGUUCUGCAGUGCUCAGGCAGCUUUGACUUUGGAUACGAGUACAUGGGUCUGAAUGGCCGCUUGGUCAUUACUCCGCUCACGGAUCGCAUCUACCUGACCAUCACGCAGGCUCUGCUCAUGAAUCUGGGCGGAGCCCCAGCAGGACCUGCUGGCACGGGUAAGACUGAGACCGUCAAGGAUCUGGCCAAGGCCAUGGGCUUGCUCUGUGUGGUCACCAAUUGUGGCGAGGGCAUGGACUACCGAGCGGUGGGCACCAUUCUCUCGGGUCUGGUUCAGUGCGGCGCCUGGGGAUGCUUCGACGAGUUCAACCGCAUCGACAUCUCGGUGCUUAGUGUGAUAUCCACGCAGCUGCAGACCAUAAGGAACGGUUUAAUAAGGAAACUGGAAAGGUUUAUGUUCGAGGGCGUUGAGAUCAAGCUGGAUCCCAAGUGCGGUGUCUUUGUGACCAUGAAUCCUGGCUACGCUGGCCGCACAGAGCUGCCCGAGUCUGUGAAGGCCCUCUUCCGCCCGGUGACCUGCAUCAAGCCCGAUCUGGAGCUGAUCUGCUUAAUCUCCUUAUUCUCCGAUGGAUUCCUUACGGCCAAGGUGCUGGCCAAGAAGAUGACCGUGCUGUACUCCCUGGCCCAGGCUCAGCUGUCCAAGCAAUGUCACUACGAUUGGGGUCUGAGAUCGCUGAACUCCGUGCUGCGAAUGGCGGGCGUGAUGAAGCGCCAGUCGGAGGAUCUGCCCGAGGCCGUGGUGCUGAUGCGGGUGCUGCGCGACAUGAACUUCCCCAAAUUCGUGUUCGAGGAUGUGCCACUGUUCCUGGGACUCAUCAAGGAUCUGUUCCCGGGCAUUGACUGUCCGCGUAUCGGCUACCCGGACUUUAAUGCUGCCGUGCGUCAUGUCCUGGUCAACGAUGGCUAUGUCCUGCUGCCCGAUCAGGAGGACAAAGUAGUGCAAAUGUACGAGACCAUGAUGACCCGACACUCGACCAUGUUGGUGGGCCCAACAGGUGGCGGGAAGACUGUCGUCAUAAAUGCCCUGGUCAAGGCGCAGAUCUACAUGGGCCUGCCCACCAAGUGCAUUGUGCUUAACCCCAAGGCCUGUUCUGUCAUUGAAUUAUACGGAUAUUUGGACAUGGAAACGAGGGAUUGGAUUGAUGGAUUGUUUUCAAAUAUAUUCCGUGAAAUGAAUAAGCCGAUCGAGCGUGAGGAGCGACGCUAUGCCUGCUUCGAUGGCGAUGUGGAUGCCCUGUGGAUCGAGAACAUGAACUCUGUGAUGGAUGACAACAAGCUGCUGACACUGGCAAACGGCGAGCGCAUCCGUCUGGAGAACUACUGCGCCCUGCUCUUCGAGGUGGGCAACCUGAACUAUGCCUCGCCAGCGACGGUCUCCCGUGCCGGCAUGGUGUACGUCGAUCCCAAGAAUCUGCGCUACAGUCCGUACUGGCAGCGCUGGGUGCUCACACGGCCGGAACCGCAGCGCGAGCUGCUCAAUGACUUUUUCGAGAAGAUCAUAAACCAGGCGAUAGGCUUCAUCCUGGAGGGUAUUGACGGGACCACACAGGGCAAUCCCCUGAAGCUGGUCAUCAUGCAGACGGACCUCAACAUGGUCACGCAGUUCUGCAACCUGUACGACGCCCUGCUGCCCAACUUCGGGCCCGGGGACGGCAAGAACUUCGAUGAGCCGGUGCCACAGGUGUACAACACGGACACGCUGGAGUGCUGCUUCCUGCAGGCCGUCUACGGCUCCAUGGGCGCCUGUCUGCUGGAAAAGCACCAACUCAUAUUCGAUGAGUUCAUGAAGCGCAUUUCCGGUUUCCCGCUCGUGCAGGACACGCCGGAGAAUCCGGCCGGCGGCGGACAGUUUCCGCAGAACAAGCCGUCGCUGUACGACUACUUCUGGGACGUCAAGGAGAACGUGUGGAAGGCCUGGGAGUGGGUGGUGCUGCCGUACACGCACGACCCGGCGGUGAAGUUCAGCGAGAUUCUGGUGCCCACGGUGGAUAACACGCGCAUCAAUCGGGCCCUGGCACUCAUGAGCGAUAUCAAACGACCCGUCCUGCUGGUGGGCGAGGCUGGAACAUCAAAGACGGCCACCAUCAUGCAAUAUUUGCGCAAUCUCAAUCCGACUACCAACGUCAUACUCAAUAUUAAUUUUUCAUCGAGAACCUCGUCGCUGGAUGUGCAGCGAACUCUGGAGGCGGCCGUAGAGAAACGCACCAAGGAUACGUACGGGCCACCGAUGGGCAAGAGAAUUGCCUGCUUUAUUGAUGACAUGAACAUGCCGCAGGUGGAUGACUACGGCACCCAGCAGCCAAUUGCCCUGCUGAAGCUGUUCUUUGAACGCGGCGGAAUGUACGACCGCGACAAGGAUCUCAACUGGAAGAAGUUUAAGGACCUGACCUUCUACGCUGCCAUGGGCACCGCGGGCGGCGGUCGCAACGAGGUGGAUCCACGCUUCAUCAGCAUGUUCUCCACCUACAACAUCGUGUUCCCCAACGAUGAGUCCCUCAUUCAGAUCUACUCCUCCAUUUUCAAGGGCCAUUUGAAGUUCGUGAAGUUCCAGGACCGCUUCAUGCCCAUUGCCGAUAUGAUUGUCAAUAUGACUUUAAAGCUGUUCAAGAUGGUGAUUGUGGACCUGCCGCCGACGCCCUCCAAGUUCCACUACAUCUUCAAUCUGAAGGAUCUGUCGCGGAUCUUUGCUGGCCUGCUGCUCAUCGAGCCCACGUCCUUUAAGGGUUUAAGGGAGCUGAUCAGGGUGUGGCGUAACGAGUAUACCAGGAUCAUUUGCGAUCGACUGAUAUCAGACAAUGACAUCUUGAGUGUGCGGCGUAAUCUGGCCCUUGAGGUGGGUGAACGUUUCCCGCCGUCUUUCGAAGAGGAACAUGGUUUCAUUGAUACCGAAGCCGCAGAGGCCGAGGCCCAGGCUCGCCUCCUCUACGAGCCUUCCAAAACGGACCUUGACUACGGCGAGGAGGAAGGCGAAGAGGAGGAGGAGGGCGAGGGCGAAGCUCCCCCGGUAAUACUCUCGCUCAAGGACUAUGUCCUACGUGAUCCUUUGCUUUUUGGAGAUUUCCGCAACUUUACCAACGAAUCGGAGGCCCGCUUGUACGAGGAUCUGCUGGACUACAACUCCGUUUACUCUCUGUUCACCGAAAUUCUGGAGGAAUACUGCGAGCGGAAGGUCAAGAUGACCCUGGUCCUGUUCGAGGACUGUCUGGAGCAUCUCACCCGAGUCCACCGCACGCUUCGCAUGAAUCGCGGCCAUGUGCUGCUCAUCGGAGUCGGCGGCUGCGGCAAGAAGUGUGUGACCCGGCUGGCCGCCUUUGCCGCCGAGUGCGAUGUCUUCGAGAUCACCAUUUCGCGUGGCUACAAUGAAGCAGCCUUCCGCGAGGACCUUAAGGUCCUCUACACUCUGGCGGGGGUCAAGCGCAAGAAGGUUGUCUUCCUAUUCACCGCAGCCCAGGUGGCCGAAGAGGGUUUCCUAGAAUUGAUUAAUAAUAUCCUGACCGUUGGGCAAGUUCCGGCCUUGUUUGCAGAUGAGGACAAGGAUGGCAUCGUUAAUCAAGUCCGCAAAUUUGCCGAAGAGGAGGGAAUCUCGGCUUCCAAGGAUGCAGUUUGGGCCUACUUCCUGCGCACCUGUGCUGAAAACCUCCAUGUGGUUUUGUGCAUGUCUCCUGCUGGCGAUGCCCUGCGCAAUCGCUGCCGCAACUUCCCUGGACUUAUUGGUAGCACCUACAUCGACUGGGUGUUCCCGUGGCCCAGGCAAGCCCUGUACGCGGUGGCCAAGCUCUUCCUCACCGAGCACGCCCUGAUUCCGGCUGCACAUCGCGAUGCCAUCGUGGAGCAUGUGGUCCAUGUGCACACGACCAUACAGCAGUAUUCCAGGGACUAUCUGGCCAAGCUAAGGCGUAAUAAUUUCGUGACGCCAAAACAUUAUCUGGAUUACAUAAAUACCUACAGAGGAUUGCUGGAGGAAAAGGCCAAGUUCAUCACCCAACAACGUUCCCGUCUCGGCGAGGGCAUCAAAAAAAUCGAAGAGGCUUCCGUUCAGAUCGACGACCUGCGUAUUAUUGUCACGGAGCAAAAGAAGAACGUGGCCGUCGCCUCGGAGGAGUGCGAGGCCAUGCUAGUCACCAUCGAGUCCUCAACGGUGAAGGCCAACACAAAGAAGGCCGAAGCCUCGGAGAAAUCCGUCGAGGUGGAGGUCAAGGGUAAGCAGAUUGCCAUCGAGAAGGAAGAGGCCGAGGAGAUUCUGGCCGAUGCUAUGCCUGCCCUGGAGGAGGCCAGGCGAGCCCUGUCCGAGCUGGAAAAGGCACAGAUCACCGAGAUCCGAUCCUUUGCCACGCCCCCGGCCGCCGUGCAAGUGGUCUGCGAGUGCGUGGCCAUCCUGAAGGGCAUCAAGGAGAUCAACUGGAAGUCGGCCAAGGGCAUGAUGAGUGACGUGAAUUUCCUGAAGAGUCUGAUGGAGAUGGAUUGCGAGGCUCUGACGCAGAAGCAGAUCACUCAGUGCCGGCAGCACAUGAAGACCCAGAACCUGGACGAUAUGGGCAAGAUCUCCGUGGCCGGAGCCGGCCUCCUGAAGUUUGUGAAGGCCGUUUUGGGCUUCUUCGAUGUGUAUCGCGAGGUCAAGCCGAAGAAGGAGCGCGUUGACUUCCUCGUCGAGGAGCAGGAGGUGCAGAUCAAGCUGCUCAAUCACCUAAACAGUGAGAUCCAGAAGCUGGAGGAGAAGCUAAACGAGUUGAAUGAGAACUAUGCUGUGUCCAUGAAGCAAAUGCGUGCCCUCACCGAGAUGAUGCAGCAGGCAGAGCGGCGCCUGAUAGCCUCCGACAAGCUGAUCAGUGGCUUGUCCUCCGAGCUGAUCCGCUGGAGCAAAGAGAUGGCCAGUCUGGGGCAGCAGCUGACGGACAGUGUGGGCAUGUGCCUGAUUAGCGCCUCAUUCCUGGCCUAUACCGGAGCCUUCACCUGGGAGUUCCGCAAGACGAUGGUCUUUGAAGACUGGCUUGAGGACAUCGUCUCCAUGGGCAUUCCCAUUUCCCUGCCCUUCAGGAUCGAUGCCUACCUCACCACCGACGUGGAGAUCUCCCAGUGGAGCAACGAGGGACUGCCGCCGGACGAGCUGUCCAUCCAGAACGGCAUCCUCACCAUGCGCGCCUCCCGCUUCCCGCUCUGCAUCGAUCCCCAGCUGCAGGCACUGCAGUGGAUCCGCAAGAAGGAGACGCGAAACAACCUCAAGGUGCUCUCCUUCGGCGACUCUGACUUUCUCAAGCAGCUGGAGAUGGCCAUCAUGUACGGCACGCCCGUUCUCUUCGAGGAUGUGGACGACUACAUAGACCCGGUAAUCGACGACAUCCUGCAGAAGAACCUUCGCACUCAAGGCGGCCGCAAAUUCGUCAUGCUGGGCGACAAGGAAGUGGACUGGGAUCCCGGCUUCCGCGUCUACCUCACCACCAAGUUCUCCAACCCCAAGUUCGAUCCGGCCGUCUAUGCCAAGGCGCUGGUCAUCAACUACACGGUGACUCAGACUGGUCUGGAGGACCAGCUGCUAAGCGUGGUGGUGGGCACCGAGCGACCCGAUCUGGAGGCGCAGCGAGAGUCCCUCAUCGCCCAGACCAGCGAGAACAAGCAGCUGCUGCAGCAGCUCGAGGAUUCUCUGCUUCGCGAGCUGGCUACAUCGACGGGCAAUAUGCUGGACAACACGGAGCUGAUCGAGACACUGGAGAACACCAAGACCAAGGCGGCCGUCGUCAUGGAGCAGCUGAAAUUGGCCGCCGACACGGCGGCAGACAUUGAGGUACUGCGUAAUGGCUACCGGCCAGCAGCCAAGCGCGGAGCUGUGCUCUUCUUCGCGCUCUCGGACAUGGCGACCGUAAACAGCAUGUACCAGUAUGCACUGGCCGCCUACCUGGACGUCUUUGUCUACUCCCUGCGCAAGGCCGUGCCGGAUGCAAGUCUCAAUAAGCGCCUGAACAACAUCAUAAAGACGCUGACGGAGAAUGUCUACUGCUACGGUUGCACAGGCAUUUUCGAGCGGCACAAGCUACUCUUCUCCUUCCAGAUAGCCACCAAGCUGGCCCAACGGGAUGGCAUCCUGCUGCAGUCCGAGCUGGAUUUCUUCAUCAAGGGCAGCAUUGCCUUGACUAAGAGCGAACGCUCCAAUCCCAGUAAGUGGCUGCCGGAAAAGAGCUGGGAGGAUCUGCUCAAACUGGCCUUUGAUUUUCCUGAGACUUUUGGCACCCUGCCGGAUCAUUUUGGUCGUUUCCUGACGGAGUGGAAAGAGUGGUUCGACUUGGAGAAUCCCGAGGAGGUGGCAUGUCCGGGCGACUACAACAUCAAAUGCAAUGCAUUCCAGAAAUUAAUGUUCCUGCGCUGCUUCCGCGUGGAUCGCAUCUUCCGAAGCAUAAAUCAAUAUAUAGUUGAGACGAUGGAUGAGUUCUACAUUAUGCCGCCGGUGGUGAGCUUUACAGCCAUCUUCGAGCAGACCUCCAGCACGAUUCCCGUGUGCUUUGUGCUUAGUGCCGGCUCGGAUCCCACCAACGAUCUGAUCAAGCUGGCGGACGCUAUCGUGGGCAUGUCCAACUUCUGCCACAUCUCGCUGGGACAGGGUCAGGAGAAGGCCGCCCUGGGUCUGCUGGAUAUGGCCAUCAAGCAGGGCAUGUGGCUGAUGCUGCAGAACGGGCACCUGCUCAUCAGGUUCGUAAGGGAGCUGGAGAAGUAUCUGGACCGGAUGGAGAGUCCCCAUCCGGACUUUAGGCUGUGGAUAACCACAGAUCCCACGCCCACAUUCCCCAUUGGCAUUCUGCAGAAGUCCCUCAAGGUGGUCACGGAGCCACCCAAUGGCCUGAAGCUCAAUCUGCGCUCCACCUACUUCAAAGUGCGGCAGGAGCGCCUCGAGAGCUGCUCGAAUCCCGCCUUCCGCCCGCUGGUCUAUGUGCUGGCCUUCUUCCACGCCGUCGUCCAAGAGCGCCGCAAGUACGACAAGCUGGGCUGGAACAUAGCGUAUGACUUUAACGACACCGACUUCGAGGUCUGCACCGAGAUCCUGCGCACCUACCUGACGCGCUGCAUCGGUGGCAAGCUGCCGUGGAACAGCCUGAAGUACCUCAUCGGCGAGGUGAUGUACGGCGGCCGCGUCAUCGAUGAUUUUGACCGGCGCAUCACCAACUGCUAUAUGAACGAGUACAUGGGCGACUUUCUGUUUGAUGAAUUCAAUUCCUUCCACUUUUACGAGGACGAGAACGUGGACUACUGCCUGCCGGACGAGGAGACGGUGCUGAAGGAGGACUACAUAGCGCACAUCGACAAACUGCCGCUGGUCAACAAGCCGGAUGUGUUUGGUUUGCAUCCGAACGCGGAAAUUGGUUAUUACACAAUGGCGGCUCGCAGCAUUUGGAACAGUUUGAUUGACUUGCAGCCGCAGACGGGUGAGGGCACGGGCGGAAUCAGCCGCGACGAUUUCAUCGACUCGGUGGCCGCCGGGAUACUGAAGAAGCUGCCGCCCGCCUUCGAGACAUGGCGCAUUCGCAAACAGAUCCAGAUGAGCCUGUCGCCCACCGGCGUGGUCCUGCUGCAGGAGCUAGACCGCUUUAAUCUCCUGGUGGUGCGCAUCAAGAAGACGCUGGAGCUGCUCCGCAAGGCCAUUGCCGGCGAAAUCGGCAUGGACAAUGUGCUGGACAACAUUGCCAACUCGUUGUUCAAUGGCCUCCUGCCAGGCGCGUGGAGCAAACUGGCGCCGGCGACAUGCAAACAGUUGGCCAGCUGGCUGGAGCACUUGCGGCUCCGGGCCGUGCAAUACAAAUACUGGACGCUCUCCGGCGAGCCCCUGGUCAUGUGGCUGUCAGGUCUGCAUAUACCGCAGAGCUAUCUCACGGCCCUGGUGCAGAUUGCCUGUCGCCGAAACGCUUGGCCCCUGGACCGCUCCACACUCUUCACCUACGUAACGAAAUUCGCAGACCCCGACGAUGUGGAGGAGCGCCCAGUGACGGGCUGCUUUGUGCACGGUCUGUACAUCGAGGGAGCACGCUUUGACUUGGCCACUAAUCAGCUGGCGCGUUCCCAUCCCAAGGUCCUGGUCGAGGAGCUGGCCAUUCUCGCCGUGGAGCCCAUUGAGGCGCACCGUCUCAAGCUGCAGAACACUUUCCUGGCCCCAGUUUAUACAACGUCACUGCGCAGGAAUGCCAUGGGCGUGGGCCUGGUCUUUGAGGCAAAUCUGGCCACCUCCGAAGAUCUGAGUCACUGGAUAUUGCAGGGCGUCUGCUUAACGCUCAAUACGGACCUCUAAGGCUAUAUAGAAGACUGAUUUAUUUAUUUAAAAUUCAUU